AUGUGCCCUUUGCUGACCAUCUUCCCUGCAGCCAUUGUGCGACUCGCGGAGCCCAUCGCCCUGACAUCCAUCUUUCCCUACGCGUGGGCCCUCGUAAAGCAGUUCGAGAUCGGAAACGAGGAAGAUGCAUCCUUCCACGCCGGCCUGCUCAUCUCCUCCUUCUCGCUUGCCGAGGCCGUCAUGGGCAUGUACUGGGGCGGCGUCUCUGACAAGAUUGGCCGCAAGCCCGUCCUGCUCCUCGGGUGUAUAGGCACGAUGUUUAGUAUGGUCAUGGUCGGAUUUGCCACCAACAUCUGGAUCGCCCUCAUCGGGCGAGUUCUCGGCGGUCUGCUGAAUGGCAACAUCGGCGUCAUCCAGACCAUGGUUGGAGAGCUGGUGACCAAGCCCGAACACGAACCUCGAGCGUACUCCAUCAUGCCUUUUGUUUGGUCUGUGGGCACCAUCAUUGGCCCUGCCAUCGGAGGAACGUGCGCCAAUCCUCAUGAGUCCUUCCCCAACCUCUUUUCUGCUGAGGGCAUCUUUGCCAGGUUCCCCUAUCUCCUGCCCAACCUUCUCUGUGCUUUGCUGCUGCUUGUCAGCAUCGUUCUGGGCUAUUUCUUCCUCGAGGAGACCCACCCUGACAUGAGAACCCGCAUCCCUCCUCCCGUCGAGACGUACGUCUCUGACGAGACUCCACUCAUGGAGACGUCCGAUGCUAUGAAGCGGCCAGCCGUGGACAUGCGGGAUGAGACUUAUGGAACCUUCAGGAGCCAGGACAGCGCCGAGGAAUCCCAGGCACAAUGGGCCCGCGAGGAGAAGCGGUUCAACACUAGCAUCUUCUCCAAGCGCAUUAUGUCUGUGGUGAUUGCUCUGUCGAUCUUCACGUAUCACUCGAUGACGUACGAUCACCUCCUACCCAUCUUCUUCGAGGACAACCGAGCCCCGAGCAUGGCCCUCGCUGGUCUGUCCCCUGGCAGCCUGUUCUACGCCCCCGGCGGGCUUGGCCUGUCUCUCCAAAACGUUGGCAUGAUCAUGGCUGUCAACGGCGCCAUUGCGCUUUUCAUCCAGGCGGUGAUCUUCCCCAUUGCUGCCGAGCGCAUCGGAGUGCACAGGCUGUUCAUUCUGGUCACCGUGCUUCACCCCAUCUCUUACCUCUUGGUGCCUUUCUUGCUUUAUGUUCCCCAGGGUCUCCUCUACCCUGCCAUCUACGCAUGCCUCACUGUCCGCAAUCUCUUCGCCAUCAUCGUGUACCCCCUACUCCUCAUUCUGAUCAAGGAGGCCACCCCGAGCCUCUCGGUCCUCGGCAAGGUCAAUGGCAUGGCAGCGAGCGCCGGCGCCGCUUGUCGCAUGAUCGCUCCCCCCAUCGCCGGGUAUCUGUACACCGUUGGCAGCAGGAUCGACUGCACGGCCCUGGCGUGGUAUGGAAGUGCCGUGGUUGCUGUGAUCGGAGCCUUCCAGUGUUUCUCCGUGAAGCGUGAGAAGGCUGCGGACCAGCACUCAGGUGAGGAGGCCACGGGCCGGAAGGGACAGAACGGAGCGAUUACUACCAUCCUUUCCGUUUCAGAGGAUGACGAGUAA
Molecule: messenger RNA, 1557 nt
Organism: Thyridium curvatum
Lineage: Eukaryota; Fungi; Ascomycota; Sordariomycetes; Thyridiales; Thyridiaceae
Exons: 2
Coding region: 1-1557 (518 amino acids)
Biological process (GO): transmembrane transport
Molecular function (GO): transmembrane transporter activity
Source: RefSeq, a predicted model, not a curated record